Molecule: messenger RNA, 4803 nt
Organism: Acinonyx jubatus (cheetah)
Lineage: Eukaryota; Metazoa; Chordata; Mammalia; Carnivora; Felidae
Gene: NFE2L1
Product: NFE2 like bZIP transcription factor 1
Exons: 6
Coding region: 683-3028 (781 amino acids)
Biological process (GO): regulation of transcription by RNA polymerase II
Cellular component (GO): nucleus
Molecular function (GO): RNA polymerase II cis-regulatory region sequence-specific DNA binding; DNA-binding transcription factor activity, RNA polymerase II-specific
Source: RefSeq, a predicted model, not a curated record
CCGGCAGCGAUACCGCCUCUCACUCCCGGCCCCAGGCCCUCAUCCCCUGGCUGAAGAACGCACUAGGAGCCAUCAGCUUGCACACUUUACUCGGCGCCCAGCCUGUAAUACCUCGGGCGGCCGACGCACGGCGGAGAGGCCAGAAUGCCGGGCUCUAGGGCCUUCGCCCCAGUUAUUGGUUUCUCUGGAAACCCCCCUGGUAAGUGUGGAGGAGGCGGGACACUCUGACCCAAGACAAAAGGCCUGUAGCUCCAGCCAAAGAAAAUAAACCUUAGGGAGAAAGAAAAAAAAAAAAUCCAUCAGCUGUUCCUGAGAACAGCCUGCAGUGGAAUCCACAGAGAGGACAACUGACGUGAGUGAGGAAAUGACUGUAUGUGGAUUGUGGAGACAGUAAGUCACGUGGGCCCUGAGGGCCUGGACUGGGUUAGCAACAGUUGUAUGUGCAGAGGUGAGGUAUCGAGAAGGGAAAAGUGAAUGUGGUCUGGAGUGUGGCCUUGGCUUCACAGGGCGUGCUUUCCUCUGAGGCCAUCCAGGAGCUCAGCCCCUGUGUUCUGCCAGGGUGGGAUACAGGGUUUGGCCCUGAGGAGGGUACCUUGCUGGCUGGAGCAGCAGAGCAGUGGCCUUGAUUUGUCUUUUGGAAGAUUUAAAAACCAAAAAGCAUAAACAUUCUGGUCCUUCAGCAAUGCUUUCUCUGAAGAAAUACUUAACGGAAGGACUCCUCCAGUUCACCAUUCUGCUGAGUUUGAUUGGGGUGCGGGUGGACGUGGAUACUUACCUGACCUCACAGCUCCCCCCGCUCCGGGAGAUCAUCCUGGGGCCCAGUUCUGCCUAUACUCAGACCCAGUUCCACAACCUGAGGAACACCUUGGAUGGCUAUGGUGUCCACCCCAAGAGCAUAGACCUGGACAAUUACUUCACUGCCCGGCGGCUCCUGAGUCAGGUGAGGGCCCUGGACAGGUUCCAGGUGCCCACCACUGAGGUAAACGCCUGGCUGGUCCACCGGGAUCCGGAGGGGUCUGUCUCUGGCAGCCAGCCCAGCUCAGGCCUUACCCUCGAGAGUUCCAGUGGCCUCCAAGAUGUGACAGGCCCGGACAACGGGGUGCGAGAAAGCGAAACGGAGCAGGGAUUCAGUGAAGAUUUGGAGGAUUUGGGAGCUGUAGCCCCUCCAGUCAGUGGAGACCUAACCAAAGAGGACAUAGAUCUGAUUGACAUCCUUUGGCGACAGGAUAUUGACCUGGGGGCUGGGCGUGAGACUUUUGACUAUAGUCAUCGCCAGAAGGAGCAGGAUGUGGACAAGGAGCUGCAAGAUGGAGCGGAGCAGGAUGACACCUGGUCAGGCGAGGGUGCAGAAGCUCUGGCACGAAACCUGCUAGUGGAUGGAGAAACGGGGGAGAGCUUCCCUGCACAGGUGCCUGGUGGGGAGGACCAGACGGCCCUGUCCCUGGAAGAGUGCCUUAGGCUGCUGGAGGCCACCUGCCCCUUUGGGGAGAAUGCUGAGUUUCCAGCAGACAUUUCCAGCAUAACAGAAGCAGUGCCUAGCGAGAGCGAGCCCCCAGGCCUUCAGAACAACCUCUUGUCUCCUCUCCUGACGGGGACAGACUCGCCAUUUGAUUUGGAGCAGCAGUGGCAAGAUCUCAUGUCUAUUAUGGAAAUGCAGGCCAUGGAAGUGAACACUUCAACAAACGAGAUCCUGUACAGCGCCCCUCCUGGAGACCCCCUGAGCACCAACUACAGCCUUGCCCCCAACACUCCCAUCAAUCAGAAUGUCAGCCUGCAUCAGGCGUCCCUGGGGGGCUGCAGCCAGGACUUCUCACUCUUCAGUCCCGAGGUGGAGAGCCUGCCUGUGGCCAGCAGCUCCACGCUGCUCCCGCUGGUCCCCAGCAAUUCCACCAGCCUCAACUCCACCUUUGGCUCCACCAACCUGGCGGGGCUCUUCUUUCCACCCCAGCUCAACGGCACAGCCAACGACACAGCAGGCCCCGAGCUGCCUGACCCGCUGGGGGGCCUGUUAGACGAAGCCAUGCUGGACGAGAUCAGCCUGAUGGACCUGGCCAUCGAAGAGGGCUUUAACCCCGUGCAGGCCUCCCAGCUCGAGGAGGAGUUUGACUCUGACUCAGGCCUCUCCUUGGACUCCAGCCAUAGCCCUUCCUCCCUGAGCAGCUCAGAAGGCAGCUCCUCUUCCUCCUCCUCUUCCUCCUCCUCCUCCUCCUCCUCUUCAUCCUCGUCCUCUUCCUCGUCCUCUUCCUCCGCUUCUUCCUCCUUUUCUGAGGAAGGUGCUGUUGGCUACAGCUCUGACUCUGAGACCCUGGAUCUGGAAGAGGCCGAGGGCGCCGUGGGUUACCAGCCUGAGUAUUCCAAGUUCUGCCGCAUGAGCUACCAGGAUCCGUCUCAGCUCUCCUGCCUGCCCUACUUGGAGCACGUGGGCCACAACCACACGUACAACAUGGCGCCCAGCGCCCUCGACUCUGCCGACCUGCCGCCGCCCAGCGCCCUCAAGAAAGGCAGCAAGGAGAAACAGGCCGACUUCCUCGACAAGCAGAUGAGCCGUGAUGAGCAUCGAGCCAGAGCCAUGAAGAUCCCCUUCACCAACGACAAAAUCAUUAACCUGCCCGUGGAGGAGUUCAACGAGCUGCUGUCCAAGUACCAGCUGAGCGAGGCCCAGCUGAGCCUCAUCCGCGACAUCCGGCGCCGGGGCAAGAACAAGAUGGCCGCCCAGAACUGCCGCAAGCGCAAGCUGGACACCAUCCUGAACCUGGAGCGGGAUGUGGAGGACCUGCAGCGCGAUAAGGCUCGCCUGCUGCGGGAGAAGGUCGAGUUCCUCCGGUCCCUGCGGCAGAUGAAGCAGAAGGUCCAGAGCCUGUACCAGGAGGUGUUUGGGCGGCUGCGGGAUGAGAACGGGCGGCCCUACUCGCCCAGUCAGUACGCACUCCAGUAUGCCGGGGACGGCAGUGUCCUCCUCAUUCCCCGCACCCUGGCUGACCAGCAGGCCCGGCGACAGGAGAGGAAGCCAAAGGACCGAAGAAAGUGAGCCCGGGAGGAGAGGGGGGUUGACGCUCACCGGGACGGAAACUGAAGGGCUGGGCCUGGGCCUGGACCUGGACCUGGACCUACAGCGGGGACUUACACGCCUUCUUAUCCAACAGAUCUCAGACGGGAGAAACUGCGGGUCAGUGGACAGGAAGAGGAGGGCGCAGGCGCUGUCUGGCUCCGCUCCCCCCCGGUGGGGGUGGGGUGGGGCGGAGGUGGCCAGACCGUUUUGGGUGGACAGGGUCCUCCCCUGCUGUUUCCUUUGAGGGAGGGGGUGGUGCUGGCCUUGCUGCAGGCCGACCGAGGGGAAGAGGGAGGACCGUGAGAGGAAAGGUGUAGAAAGUCUCAUUCCUGGAAGGAAGGAGGGAUGGAAAGGGGUAAAAACAAAACAAAACAAAAAAAAAACAACCCCAAAAAAAUCAAAGCGGGAAGAAAAUCAAACGGCAGGUUAAAGGUCGGCUCUGGCCAGGAUUCCAGGCAGCGGGAUUUAGGUGGGACUAGGCCACAGGCACCAGUAAACCCUACUUCACCCCACGGGAGGGUGGAACACGAGGUGGGAUCUGGGAGGGGCUCUGUAGGCUCCUGCUGCUCCUGCCCUGUGGCAGCCCUGAAGGGGAGCCUUGGAGGUCUCCUGGAAUGUUCUCAGUCGUCGGGGAGCCGCUGGGACCCAACACUGGCUUGGAGGGUUUGGGUCCAAGAGCAGGGCGAAUGGGAAAGGGUCACGAGGCCCCAGUGUCGCAGCAGCCCCAGCACCCAGCAUGUCACUCACUGCCCCGCCACUCCGUCUCACCCGGUGCCCAGUCCCCCCUGAGCUGAGGCGCCCCCAGUUUCCAUCAGAGCCUGCAUGCCAAUGCUGUUCUCUUGCCCCUCCCCGCCGCCUGGAGCUCUUGUGCAGCUGGGGUGCCGCCUCGAGGAGGGGGGGAUGAUGUGGAGAAGCCAGGCAGCAUUCAGCACAACACUGGGGGGUGACCCUUCCCUCAGGUCACCCCUGCCAACCACUGGGCAUGUCACUGGAAGACAAACCACAAAACCCAGCAACAAAAACUAGUCCUCUUAGAAUUUCUUGCGCUUUGAUUUUUUUAGGGCUUGAGCCCUGUAUCACUUAUAGGGUCUAGAAUGCUUGUGUUGAGUAAAAAGGAGAUAACCCCAAUAUUCAAAGCUGCUAAAUGUUCUCUUUGCCAUAAAGACUCCGUGUAACUGUGUGAACACUUGGGAUUUUUCUCCUCUGUCCCGAGGUCUCCGUCUGCUUUUUUUUUUUUUUUUUGGGUUUCUUUCUAGAAUGAGAAGUGCAUGUAAUGGGGGCUGAGAGCACCUCCCCCUAGGCUCUCGGCCACGGGCUGCUUCUCCACACCCCCAUCUUAGCAAAGGCCCCAGGCAGGAGGACUGCCUGGGGGAGGCAGAGAGGGGAGCGCCAAGGUGGCCAGAUGGUUCCAGGACCACAGUGUCUUUAUUUUUAACUGUUUGCCACUGCUGCCCCCACCCCUGCCUGGCUCUGGAGUACAGUCAGCCCCAGGCGAGCAGGAGUGAGUUGUUGGGGGAGAAGUCCUGAUUCUCCUCCCCUCCCCGCUUGGCAGGGGUGAGGGGUGCAUUCUAAAUGAGCAGUAGGGAUAGAAGGCACGAGCCUGGGAAGUGCUUUUAUAAAUUAUUUUCCUUGUAGAUUUUAUUUUUAAUUUAUCUCUGACCUGCCAGGGAGAGGGGAGAGAGAGAGAGAGAAAGAGAGAGAGAGAGAUGCUGUGAGCACAUGACAAAAUAAAAUAAAAUAAAAUGGAUGAUUCA